AUGUAUCACAUGCUACGUGAGAGGAAGCAUGCACUCUCCGACGAAGUGAACUUAUUAUUAGAUUAUGCAGACUUUUUCUACGACGAUGAUGAGGGAGAUGUACUGUUCAAUUCUUUGAGAGAAUUCGAGGCAUUUCCUGAUAUAUCAAAAACUUUUGACCUACUUUGCUCCAGUCUAAUAGAAAACUUCCUACAUCCAUUUCAUCGCCUCCACAACUCGGAUCGGCGUCAGAGGUUAAUAGACUUUAUCAAUAAAGUAAUACGGGAUAGAUUUCCCAAACUCACUUCGAAAACACUUAAACAAAAGCGUUUGGACUCCAAAAUAAAAGUGUAUUCAGACAGUUAUAAUCAGAAGUAA
Molecule: messenger RNA, 357 nt
Organism: Spodoptera exigua (beet armyworm)
Lineage: Eukaryota; Metazoa; Arthropoda; Insecta; Lepidoptera; Noctuidae
Source: the annotation of a GenBank genome assembly